UUGUUAUAUGUACAAUACAUACAUAAAAAAUGCAUCAUUUUCGAUAAUCGAUAACUGAGCUUAGUGGUCACCACUGUCACUAGUGAUCAUUUCCGUUUUCGAGAGAUUCCUUCCUCCUUCCUCUGUCUUUUGGUAAUAAACUACACAGCGGAAUGUCGCUCGUAAUUCCCGAGAAGUUCCAGCACAUUCUUCGUGUCAUGGGCACGAACAUCGAUGGUAACAGGAAAGUCAUGUUCGCCAUGACUGCGAUCAAGGGUGUUGGUCGACGUUAUGCUAACAUCGUUCUGAAGAAGGCGGAUAUCGACUUGGACAAGCGUGCUGGAGAGUGUUCGGAGGAGGAAGUUGAAAAAAUCGUCACUAUCAUGGCCAAUCCCAGACAAUACAAGAUUCCCGAUUGGUUCCUCAACAGACAGAAGGAUAUCGUCGAUGGAAAGUAUUCACAGCUCACGAGUGCCAACUUGGACUCUAAAUUGCGCGAGGACUUGGAGAGGAUGAAGAAGAUUCGCGCUCACAGAGGUCUGCGUCACUACUGGGGCCUCCGUGUACGUGGUCAGCAUACCAAAACUACCGGUCGUCGUGGACGUACAGUUGGUGUGUCGAAAAAGAAGUAAACCUUUAUACAUAUUCUAUGUACUAUUAAUAAUAAAUCUUUAAACGGUGAA
Molecule: messenger RNA, 662 nt
Organism: Monomorium pharaonis (pharaoh ant)
Lineage: Eukaryota; Metazoa; Arthropoda; Insecta; Hymenoptera; Formicidae
Gene: RpS18
Product: 40S ribosomal protein S18
Exons: 4
Coding region: 153-611 (152 amino acids)
Biological process (GO): translation
Cellular component (GO): cytosol; ribosome; small ribosomal subunit
Molecular function (GO): RNA binding; structural constituent of ribosome
Source: RefSeq, a predicted model, not a curated record